GGUGGGCCAGCCUGGAAAACCCUCUGGACAGGAGUUGGGGAGUUGGGAAUGGGUUGGAGGGGCAGGGUCCUGAAUGCCGGGCUCUCCCCCAGAAGCCAAAGCUGAAGCCUGGGAAGUCGCUGCCCUUGGGAGUGGAGGAGCUGGGUCAGCUGCCGAAUACUGAGGCUUUUGGGGGCCGGGGGCCCAGGAAGUCCUUCCGAAGGGAGUUAGGCACCACCAAUGGGAACUCAGCCCUUCGCCGAGAGUCCCAAGGCUCCCUCAACUCUUCUGCCAGCCUUGACCUCGGUUUCCUGGCAUUUGUCAGUAGCAAAUCUGAGACUCAGAGUCACCGGAAGAGCCUGGGGGGCACUGAGGGUGAAAGUGAGAAUCGGGUUGGACGUUACUGCUGCGUAUAUCUGCCAGAUGGCACGGCAUCCUUGGCACUCAUCCGCCCUGGCUUAACCAUCCGCUCUAUGCUGGCCAGCAUCUGUGAGAAGCGAGGCCUGUCCCUGCCUGAUAUCAAGGUUUACCUGGUGGGCAACGAGCAGAAGGCCUUGGUCCUGGAUCAGGACUGCACGGUGCUGGCUGACCAGGAGGUGAAGCUGGAGAACAGAAUCAACUUUGAGUUGGAGAUCACAGCUCUGGGCAAAGUGGUCAGGAUCACAAGCAAAUCUUCCAAGCGCCUGAAGGAAGCCCUGCUACCCAUCCUAGGAAAACAUGGCCUGAGCCUGCAGCAGAUAUCAGUACAUCUGGUGAGGUCACGCCUGCCCCUAACAUUUCACACACAUUCACACAUACCUGUGCUUACAUUGGCUCAGCUCUCACCUAGGGCAUCGCACGCUAUCCUUUCUGGGCCCCCAGAGCAGGCAGGGAGGA
This is a messenger RNA of Vombatus ursinus (common wombat), 855 nucleotides long. Its product is annotated as regulator of G-protein signaling 14-like. Gene Ontology annotation, biological process: signal transduction. The record is from RefSeq and is a predicted model, not a curated record. The annotation marks the transcript as partial. Gene Ontology annotation, molecular function: GTPase activator activity. Lineage: Eukaryota; Metazoa; Chordata; Mammalia; Diprotodontia; Vombatidae. The transcript is spliced from 5 exons.